AUGAAGAGUGACUGCAUGCAAACCACAACAUGUCAAGAAAGAAAAAAUGAUCCAAUAGAAAUGCUUCUUUCUGGGCAGCUGGUAAAAGUCUGUGCCCCAAUGGUGCGAUAUUCAAAGUUGGCUUUUAGAACACUGGUAAGAAAAUACAGUUGCGAUCUGUGCUAUACGCCAAUGAUAGUUGCUGCUGAUUUUAUCAGAUCUGUAAAAGCCAGAGACAGUGAAUUUACCACAAACCAAGGUGAUUGCCCAUUGAUUGUUCAGUUUGCUGCUAAUGAUGCAAGAAUUUUGUCUGAUGCUGCUCGUAUAGUCUGUCCUUAUGCGAAUGGAAUAGACAUUAACUGUGGUUGUCCUCAGAGGUGGGCAUUGGCAGAAGGUUAUGGAGCUUGCUUAAUAAACAAUCCAGAGCUUGUUCGAGACAUGGUGAAACAAGUAAGAAAUCAAGUGGAAAAUCCCAGAUUUUCAGUAUCUAUUAAAAUAAGGAUCCAUGAUGACCUUACAAGAACUGUAGAUCUUUGUCGAAAGGCUGAAGCGACAGGGGUUUCCUGGAUUACAGUCCAUGGAAGAACUGUUGAAGAAAGGCAUCAGCCAGUUCACUAUGAGGCCAUUAAAAUAAUUAAGGAAAAUAUGUCUAUACCUGUAAUUGCUAAUGGAGACAUCAGAAGCUUAAAAGAAGCAGAAAAUGUGUGGCAUAUUACUGGGACAGAUGGUGUGAUGGUUGCAAGAGGACUCUUAGCCAACCCGGCCAUAUUUGCUGGAUAUGAGGAAACCCCACUGAAAUGCAUCUGGGACUGGGUUGACAUUGCUCUUGAACUUGGAACUCCUUAUAUGUGUUUCCAUCAACAUUUAAUGUACAUGAUGGAAAAGAUAACUUCGAGGCAGGAAAAAAGAAUAUUUAAUGCUUUGUCAAGCACAUCAGCAGUCUUAGAUUACCUUACAGACCAUUAUGGGAUUGAUUGGACUCCCUAA
This is a messenger RNA of Lipotes vexillifer (Yangtze River dolphin), 966 nucleotides long. It is a transcript of the gene DUS4L, whose product is annotated as dihydrouridine synthase 4 like. Gene Ontology annotation, biological process: tRNA processing. The coding region runs from base 1 to 966 and encodes 321 amino acids. Gene Ontology annotation, molecular function: flavin adenine dinucleotide binding; tRNA dihydrouridine synthase activity. The transcript has 6 exons. The record is from RefSeq and is a predicted model, not a curated record. Lineage: Eukaryota; Metazoa; Chordata; Mammalia; Artiodactyla; Lipotidae.